Nomia melanderi (Alkali bee) is the source of this 3496-nucleotide messenger RNA. Its product is annotated as mesoderm induction early response protein 1. Gene Ontology annotation, molecular function: histone deacetylase binding; transcription corepressor activity. NCBI's taxonomy places the organism in Eukaryota, Metazoa, Arthropoda, Insecta, Hymenoptera, Halictidae. The record is from RefSeq and is a predicted model, not a curated record. Gene Ontology annotation, cellular component: nucleoplasm. Gene Ontology annotation, biological process: negative regulation of transcription by RNA polymerase II.
GUACCUAAGGGUGAAUUCAUAAUGAUUCACGAAAAGGGAUUUAUUUAGCGCAACGUAGUCCUUAACCAAUGAAUGCUGUGGAAGCAUAAUGAUGCAUUCGAUGAAUAUAAAUAAUAGAUUGUGCGUGUUUUAAUGCAUUUCUUUAAAACUGAUAAUAAUUUCCUGCUAUCGUCGUUGAUGCAGUUGAAACAAUUUUCUCGGUAGUUAAAAUUGUGCCUUGGAAAAAUGUUGGAUAUGUCAUGAAACUUUUACAUUGAAAAAUUUACCCUUCUUUGUGAAGAUGUACAUACGAUACUGCAAUAAAAUAUUUUUAGUGAGGUGAAGUGAAACUCAUGUACAAUAUGCAGUGCCAGUAAUAAAGGACUUAAAAAGAAACCCAGUUUCUAUCAUACUGGCUGUUGAAGUAUGAGUUGUUAUUGCAAUUGUAAACUCAAGACUAAUGUCAUAAGAAUUUAAGGUAAUAUAAGGACAUCCUUGUUCAGCGUACUAAUGGUGCACAUCCCUCUGUGCAUAUACUAAAUAUGCAAUGCUAGUAUCAGCAUGAUAUGUUGCAACUUUGGUUACUGCAAUACACAUAAACAUAUACCUUAUAGGGCGGAUCAAGAUUAUGAUAUGGGCCCAGGUACAGGAAUGAUGGUAAAUGAUUUUGAUGAUGAACGGACUUUAGACGAAGAAGAAGCUUUAGAAGGUAGUGAAGAUUCUCACAACGAGUUGUCCAACUUGCAAAAGGAAGGUGAUAUGCCACUAAAAGAUCUGCUUGCAAUGUAUGGAUACGGGGAUCCAUCGACAGAAAAUUCAAACAGUUCUGAUCAAAUGUUAAUUCCAUCUGGAAGUGGGGAUCCAGAGGUUGAAGGACAGUAUUCGGAUAAGGGUGACAAUGAUGCUGAUGACGACGAUGACGACGAUGAAGCAGACGCGACCAGUAACGAGCCAGAUCUCAAGCAAUUUUAUACCGAAAUGUUGGUAAAAGGGAAGGAUUCAACGUCGUUGGUGUCAGGAUCGACAAUGAAAGGAAACAACGCUAGUGGUGCGACUACUGUGGAUAAUAGUAGGCGACACAGAAUUCACGAUGACGACGACGACGACGAAGAUGGCGAAGCCGAAGAAUGUUCUAUGACCGAUAAUUGUAGUAAUAAUGAAAACGUAAGGACUUCCGCUGCACUGGGAGGUAGUGGUGCCGCUAAAUGCAGUGGUAUAAGUGGACUCGGUACCACGGACGAGAACGUUGUUGCUGGAAUAGAGGGUACCGGUACCAGUGGUACAGUAGACGGGGGAGAAGAUGGAAUAGUCAGCAGUGGUAUAGGAAGUGGUACUUCAAGAUUACUGCGAAGUGUUUCACGACCGCAGAGCGAAGAAGAAGAGGACGAUUGCGAUUACAGUCCGGAUGAAGAAGAAUGGAAGAAGACAAUCAUGGUUGGUAGUGAUUACCAAGCAGCUAUACCAGAAGGUCUGUGUCGUUACGACGAUGCUUUACCUUACGAGAAUGAAGACAAAAUGUUAUGGGAUCCCAGUCAUAUACCAGAAGAAGAAACCGAAGAAUUUUUAGAAAGGGCCCAAUUACCGGCUGUAAAGGGUGGUUCUUUGCCCACCGGAUCUCACAUCAGAGACGACGAGCAAGCAUUAUAUUUAUUACUACAGUGCGGUUACAAUCUCGAAGAAGCGUUAAGAAGACGUAGAAUGAACGUUGUUCCACCAACGGAUGCAGUUAGUCUUUGGUCAGAAGAGGAAUGUCAUAAUUUCGAAUCUGGAUUACGAAGUUAUGGAAAAGAUUUUCAUCUGAUACAAAAGAAUAAGGUAAGAACACGUUCUGUCGGAGAAUUAGUGCAAUUUUAUUAUUUGUGGAAAAAGACGGAACGCCACGAUAUAUUUACAUACAAGGCUCGUUUAGAAAAGAAAAAGUACGCUUUACAUCCUGGCAUCACCAGGGACUAUAUGGAUCGAUUCCUGGAGGAACAGGAGGGCGUACGAGAUCGCAGCAGUUCACCGAAUGUUCAUUGCUUAUUAUACGGUGACGCGAAGCGACAACGAUCGACUGCCAGUGCUGUGAGCAACGACGAAUCAAAAUCUGCUGAACCAUGGGACAGUACAGCAGUUGAUCCAUUGGCCGAUUUGAAUGGACCAACGCCAGCCCCACCGCCACCGCCACCGCCUCCGCCACCACCUCCUCCACCACCACCGACAACAACUGCAGGUGUCGCUGUUUCAACCUCGAGUUCAAUUAUACCUACGAUAUCAACGCCUAUGUGUUGCACCGUGUCGACUCGUCUAUCGGAGUGUCCAUCAUCGGACACCAGUUGUUCCAACCCGCACACCUGGUCGACGUUAUCCUCUCGAAGUCACUGCACCUCUUCCAUCGUGACGACGAUCACCAUUAAUACAACAACAGCCAGUACCGUUCCGAUGGUUACGGCAACAGCAGUGACGAGUACAGUUACGACCAGUUCCGUCGUCACUUCCGUCACUUCGAAUAAUUUUUAUCAUGCACGAGUGACGUCGAGAAGUAACGAAUCCCACGACACACCUUCACCGGAGAACAUUUUACCUCAUUUACCCCCUUAGCGUCGAACACGACCUUCGGGUUCUGAGCCUGGAUGGCGUCAAACAUCAUGUUUACGCGACGCGUUCAACUCGCCGCUCGCGACACUGCUAUUACCGUAAUAUAUAAUAUUCGUUAAUAUCACGAAUUAUAUUUUUAUACUGUAUCGUAGUAUGACUAUCGAUCGCGAUGACGAAAGAGAUAUGUUAUUUCGCGACUCGAGGACUAAAGGUAUUAAAGAUACGUUAAUUAACGAAUCGAAACGGAAAAGGAGCAGUUAAAAUGGCACGUGGCCACAAUGGCGGAUUACCAUAGUUUUUUCCAUUUUCUGCUUUCUAGUUCCCAACGACAACUACUCCUAUCUCGUUAUCCGUAGAUAAAGUUUAACCAACUUAAAAAAAUUAGUUUAUAUUAUUCGAAUCGAUUCGCGUUUUCAGAUCUAUAAAUAUUUAAGUGUUAUCAAAGUGGUGCACAAUGAAUUACGAUCACAGAAAUGUAGCGCCGGGCGCAAACUUAUAAACGAUAAUCGUAAUGUUGUCCUAGCACGUGUUUGAUCGCUGAUACUAAGUGUACAAAAAGGUCCAGUUUCGUUACACGAUUACAGAAAUUUGACGACGCAAGAACACAGUGGUAAUCGUUGAACGUGGUUACAUUAAAUGAAAUUCGCUAGAUACUUGCUUGUCUUUUAUUUUUAUCGAGGAUACACUGAAUGCAACAUUGAAGAUGGACCAAAGUUGCCCGUCGUAUGUCCUCGGACACGUUUCAAAGGCGGAACGUGUCAAUGUGCGUUCGCGGUAUCCCCGAUUAAUCAUUUUUUUUUACUCUAGUUUCUUUAUCAUUUAUACGAUAUCGAAGACGGAAGACUAUAAUAAAAAUUGUUACUUUAUUGUGAACAUCAACAUACACGGAAUAAUUAAAUUGUUAUUUCUUUUGUACGUACUUACAUACACUGCCAAUGGA